Messenger RNA from Daldinia loculata, 3019 nucleotides. RefSeq names its product P-loop containing nucleoside triphosphate hydrolase protein. Gene Ontology annotation, molecular function: ABC-type transporter activity; ATP binding; ATP hydrolysis activity. Gene Ontology annotation, biological process: transmembrane transport; intracellular iron ion homeostasis. The transcript is spliced from 2 exons. NCBI's taxonomy places the organism in Eukaryota, Fungi, Ascomycota, Sordariomycetes, Xylariales, Hypoxylaceae. The record is from RefSeq and is a predicted model, not a curated record. The coding region runs from base 337 to 2439 and encodes 700 amino acids. Gene Ontology annotation, cellular component: mitochondrial inner membrane.
CUUGCGAAAUCUGACGUCGAGAGCCCCUCCAUCAAUCCAUCAAUCGCAAAAUACCGAUGCUCCCUUACUGCCUCAUUUAAAGUCAUAACUUACUUAUCCUUUAUAUCUUGAACAAUCCGCGCUAGUACCGACACUUCUGUCCGAUACGAUACAUCCGAGACUAUAUUUCUAAUUAAUAGAUUAGGUACACCUAUUAGGUACACCUAUGUAAGAGCCAUUAACUUCCCAAAGCCUUUCGACACCAUAAAAUAGUUUUACUAGUCUACCACCCGACUCACCUCGACAUUCCUACGUAUACGCGUGGUCCACGAUGUUCGAUGUCCUAUAUCCGUAGUCAUGGUUGUUAGAAUGGUCCUCCGGGCUACUGCCCCUUGUCCGGGCUGCCUCGGCUUGAAUAGACCACAAUUAAGCCCAUGGCUUUCGUCAUCGCGUAGUGGUACGCGUAUCUUCGCGACGUCGCAAUACCCCCUGCAAAAGCCUCAUAUACUAAGUUUAACCUUGAAAACGAAACCGGGUAUAGCCAAGUUCAGUUCCAAUGCCGCCAAUGCCGCCAAGAAGCCCGCCACUACGCAGAAAGAUCCUCUCGCCACGGUCGAUAAAAGCGCUCAGGAGCAACGAAAGGCGGAUUGGGCGAUAAUGAAAGAGAUGGCACAUUACCUAUGGCCAAAGGAUAGCUUCAACACUAAAUUACGCGUGUCUUUGGCUGUUGUACUUCUCGUUGGGGCCAAGGUGUUGAAUGUCCAAGUGCCCUUCUACUUCAAGAGCAUUGUGGAUGCUAUGAAUAUUGACGUGGGAGAGAUGGGUGGCACCGCCGCUAUGGUAGCUGGAAGCAUGAUAGUAGCAUACGGCGCAACGAGGAUAGGGGCCACCGUUUUCCAAGAGCUACGAAAUGCCGUGUUUGCUUCGGUAGCACAGAAGGCUAUACGGAGGGUUGCUUGCAAUGUCUUUGAUCACCUACUGCGCCUAGAUCUUAACUUCCAUCUCACCAAGCAGACUGGUGGUUUAACAAGGGCUAUCGAUCGAGGUACCAAAGGUAUCAGCUUCCUACUUACUAGUAUGGUAUUCCAUAUCUUCCCCACAGCUUUGGAGAUCGGCAUGGUGUGUGGAAUCCUUACUUGGCAAUAUGGUGCGAAAUAUGCUGCUAUCACGGCUGUCACGAUGACCGCGUAUACUGCAUUUACUAUCUGGACCACCUCCUGGCGAACUAAGUUCCGAAGGCAGGCCAACGCCGCAGACAACAAGGCCUCGACAGUAGCUGUCGACUCGUUGAUAAACUACGAGGCCGUCAAGUAUUUCAACAACGAAAAGUUCGAAGUUUCUCGGUACAAUAAGGCGCUUCAGGAAUACGAAAAGAGUUCUAUCAAGGUUGCCACUUCGUUAGCUUUUCUCAACAGCGGCCAGAACAUUAUCUUCUCGAGUGCCCUAACAACCAUGAUGUACUUUGCCGCCAACGGCGUGGCAAGCGGCUCCCUGACAGUUGGCGACUUGGUCAUGGUCAACCAGCUCGUCUUUCAGCUUUCCGUCCCGUUGAACUUUCUAGGUUCAGUUUACCGAGAGCUCAGGCAGUCUCUUCUUGACAUGGAGACUCUCUUCAAUUUACAAAAAGUGAAUGUUACUAUUAAGGAACUUCCUGAUGCGAAGCCGCUUCAUCUUUCUAAAGGAGGCGAGAUCAAGUUCCAGAAUGUAAACUUCGGCUACAAUGCAGAGCGCCCCAUCCUCCGAGAUCUAACAAUGACAAUUCCUGCCGGUAAGAAGGUCGCUAUCGUAGGUCCAAGUGGAUGUGGAAAAUCUACAUUAUUAAGACUCCUUUUCCGAUACUAUGAUGUUGAGAAUGGUCGCAUUCUCAUCGAUGAUCAAGACAUUCGUCACGUUACGCUAGAGUCGCUGCGCAAAUCUAUUGGUGUUGUCCCGCAAGACACUCCACUUUUCAAUGAUACCGUUGAACAUAACAUCAAAUAUGGUGAUCUGUCGGCGCCCGAAGACCGAGUGAUCGCAGCCGCUAAACGUGCUCGAAUCCAUGACAUUAUUUCUAGCUGGCCUGCGGGAUACCACACCAAGGUUGGCGAGAGGGGUAUGAUGAUUAGCGGAGGAGAGAAGCAACGUCUUGCGGUCUCCAGGUUACUGCUGAAGGAUCCGCCUCUGCUAUUCUUUGAUGAGGCGACGAGCGCACUGGACACACAUACAGAACAGGCACUCAUGCAUAACAUUAAUAGCAUCCUCCGAGAAAAGGCACGGACGAGCGUGUUCGUAGCCCAUCGAUUACGAACUAUAUACGAUGCGGACUUGAUCAUCGUAUUAAGGGAAGGCAGAGUGGCCGAACAAGGGACGCACAAAGAGCUUAUUGACCGAGGUGGGCUAUACUCGGAGCUCUGGAGCGCUCAAGAAACCCUGUUCAACUCUGAUGGGGAAAAAGAAGGAGUGGCUAGCGAAAAAAAGUGAAUGAAGGGAAUGUCAGCAACCAGAAGCCUCGGUCACGAUGAACCUUUCGGGUGCUCGCUGAUCUUGGGUAGAAUAGAGCUGUGAAGACAUCCUUUGGGAAUCGCGCCCGAUUGAAAUAGUCGUUCUUGGGAAUCCUGCGAGCUAUGGUAGGACAUAGUAACGCGAGUGUGUUGUAUAACAUAAACAGUUGAGCAGCAGCAGCAGCAGCAGCAGCAUCGUAAUUCAUGAAGAAUAUGAUAACUUCAAGGCAUUAUGUUUCUAGUGGGGAGGGUAAUCAGCAGUGUCUGUUGAAUUAACUCUAGUGUGGGCUCAGUAGGUAGCGAUCAUGACUUAUUGUCCAAAGCACCAUCACUUUACCGGACCCAUAACCCCCGGUUUGGAUAAAAACGCUCAUCUUACCAGUGCAUUAGAGUGCGAUCCCCGUAGGUCGGUGUGGUAUAGGUGGGCUAAUGUCUGUUGUUGGCGGUCAAGGAGUAAAUUUGUCAUAGCACUGUUGCUCGACAACGAGCAGAGGGUUUGUUAAACUCAGUACCGCGAGAGACGUUUUCAGACCAACUAUGAACUCUGUUUCCCACUAGAA